CCAAGCUAAGCUGCGCUUUUUGGUUUUGGGCUGGGUGUGCCUCGGCAGUGUGUCGAGAACGCGUGAGCGGCCAACACGUAAACGACGCGUUGUGCGCUGCCCCUAAAAAAAAAAUAAAAUACAAAAAUCAGUUAUAACUAAAUGAGAAAAAGCCAAAGCGAGAGCGGCGCUACCAACAAAAACAACGAGAACAGCAGCAGCAGUCGUGCCGCAACAGUUCAAGUGUGAAUUGUUAUUGAGGUUAUGUAAGCGGCAAGCAAAACCAAACGCAAACGUAACUCACAAAAAAAAACACAAAACGUAGUCAGUUAGUUUGCUAAGCGAAACACGUUCAAUUAAAACAAUUCCAAAUACGCGUCAAUCACACACACAGACACACAAACACAACUCACGCGCAAACUCGCACAUUCCUAAGCCAAUGGAGCACGAGGCCAAAGCGCAGGCGCAGACUUCGUCGGCAACGUCGACGUCGACGCCAACGUCACAUCCACUGCAGGAUGUGCCGUUGAAUGGAGCUGAUGACGUACAACCGACGCCCAAAAAUUGGGUUAAAUUCGACGACGACACCGACAUCAGUGAAAAAAAUAAUAACAGUAACGGUGGCGACGGCAGCGGUAGCGGCGAUGGAGACAGCAGUGCCACACAGCAGCAACAACAACAACAACAAAACAAGUUGUCGCUGCCGCCACCACCACCAUCAGUGGUGAGCAGCAACAACAACAGACGCGCGCGCUCGCGCAGUCCCAAUGACCAGUCAACAGCAGCAGUCGCCGCAGCUCCAAUACCUGUGCAGCGGACUGCAGUUUCCUCCACAACAGCUGGCACAUUGUCGUCGUCGUCGUUGCCGGAUGUGACGCCCGCUGUUUUGACAACUGAGAGUACGCACGUUAAUCUCAAUGCAUCCGGCAGCGGCAGUGGCAGCAGCAGCAACAGUCCUCCUCGUCACUCACAGCAGCUAAUAAACCAAAAAGCAUCUGCAGCAUCGUCUACAUCGACCGCAACAACAUCAGCGUUAGCCUCAGUCUCAUCAUCGCAGGCUGCUCCAUCUCUGUCCUCGUCCACUCAUCCAAAUAGCGGGGCAUCUAACAAUGGCAGCGCUAAUGCUCAUGGUAAAAGCGUCAGCAUUCCUGUGGAUCAGGCCUCGGGAAUGCGCACAAUUGAGCUGUCAACGGGUCGCAUUCGUGAAGGAUUUGCUAACGGAGAUGUGAUUGUCACCCUGUUGCCGGCCAACACCAAAUGGCCUUGGAUAACUCCCGCCAUAUUCCGUCCCGAGCUAGUUCCAGAAGAGCUGAUGGCUCAGGGUCUGACGCUCACUGUGGAGGACUAUGUGAAUGCAAUGGAGACGCUGGUCAAUGACUAUCGCUUCACGGUGUACAACAUUUGCUAUAAGCGGAUCCUUGUCUGUUGGAUACUGUUUGCGUUCGCCGUGCUGCUGGCGCUGCUCUUCUCAGGGCUGCAGGGCGUGGCAUUGUUUGCUCUCGGCGUCGGCUGGCUCUUCCUUAAUGCGGCGGCCAUCUUCCUGUGCAUGUGGAUGAAGCUGCGACUGUCGCGUGGUUUGGAAAAGUGCCUGGCACGCGUGAACAAGCAGCUGAUGAGACAUAAGAUUCUACUGGUACUGGACGAUCGUGGUCGCAUCUCCUGCCACAAGGUCAACCUGUGUUUCAUGUACUUCGAUGCCACGCAAUGUGUGAGCUUCCUUAACGAAUUCCUCGAGCACACCGAACAGAAUGGCGGCGAAGCCAUCAAGGCUGGCUGGGAGGCGAAGUUGGACAUUGAUGUGAACGAUAUCGUUAUCCAGGGCAGUCAGCCAGUGCGUCUCUCUCGCAAGCAGGAACGUGGUCUUCAACUAUACCUGCGCUAUGGCUCCCGCUGGGGCAUGGAAGCAUUGCGGGGAUUGGUCGAUGUAACUCCUCUGGAGCCAGGACGCCAUUGCGGCCAAUUCCAGUGUCCCUGUCAGUAUAUUAAGGAGCAUUUGCAGUGCAAACCACGAGUAUCCGUAAACAGCAUGGGACAAGUAGUUUGGACACGUUUUCCCAUUUUUGGUGGCUAAUGAGAUUUUACCAAAAAGAAAAAAUUCCAUUAAGAACCAAGAAAAUUUAUUAAAUCCACUACUAAGCUAUUUCGAUUAUAAAAUUACUUAAAUUAUACAUUACAAACUUGUAUUUUGUUUUGUAAUUGCCUUUUUCGAAUUUAACUUUGUAUCUAUUUUGGUAUCAUUUGAAUAAACAUCGUAUUUGUUGUAAUAUAUUGUUGUUUGUAAUUAUGUUGUAUGUUUUCUUGCCUUACGUGUUUAUCAUUAUUAUUUAAUAUUUUCUUCCCGGUGUUUUUCAUUGAACGCCUUUUACAGGUUAUCCAUGUUCUUGCAUUGUCUAUGGUUCGGAUCCCAAUUUUCAAUUUCGAUACUAGUUCUGUACUUCCCAUAUCUCUCUGUGUCUCGAUUGGCAUUUCAUCAUAAUACACACAUCAGAUAAAUUUACAUUAUUUAAUCAAUGUUUUAGACUUGUGCAAUUUAGUUUAUUUUAUAUGCAAUGUUAACUUUUAUUUUAAUAAAGUUUUGAAUUAUGAUUUAUAA
This is a messenger RNA of Drosophila nasuta, 2572 nucleotides long. RefSeq lists its product as uncharacterized. The coding region runs from base 419 to 2050 and encodes 543 amino acids. The transcript has 6 exons. Lineage: Eukaryota; Metazoa; Arthropoda; Insecta; Diptera; Drosophilidae. The record is from RefSeq and is a predicted model, not a curated record.